Tachyglossus aculeatus (Australian echidna) is the source of this 705-nucleotide messenger RNA. RefSeq names its product olfactory receptor 1020-like. The record is from RefSeq and is a predicted model, not a curated record. Lineage: Eukaryota; Metazoa; Chordata; Mammalia; Monotremata; Tachyglossidae. The coding region runs from base 1 to 705 and encodes 234 amino acids. The transcript is spliced from 3 exons.
AUGGCAGAGGGAAACAGGACUGGGGUGACCGGCCUCCUCCUGAUGGGGCUGUCGGACCCGCCGGAGGUGCGAUUCGGGGCCUUCGAUGCCGUCUACUCGGCCACGUUCCUGGCCAACGAUACUGUGGUGCCAAGCCACCGGAGACCGACGAUCUCGUUGUCCGGGUGCACCCUUCAGCUCUAUUUCCUAGUGGCCCCGGUGGGGAUGGACGUCUUCCUCCUGGCAGUCACGGCCUCUGAGCAUCGCUUGGCCAUCCUCCGCCCUAUCUGCUACGCUGUUCUCACGGACGGGAGGGUUUGCGUCGCACUGGCGGCCGGAGCCUGGCCGGCCCGCUUCCUCAACUCCCCCCUGCACGAGUCCUUCAACUUCCCUAUGACCUUCUGCCCCUCCAAUCGGGCCUGUCCCGCUCUGGCGGUGGGCGGGAUCAGUAUCUUCUCCAUCACUUUAGGCUCCUACAUCCUCGUCGCGGCCGCCACCUUGAAGAACCGCUCGGCCGAGGAGAAGCGCCGGGCCUGGUCCACCUGCAACUCCCGCCAGCUGGCCGUCGGCCUCCUCUACGGCCCCGUCAUCUUCACCUACAUCCGGCCAUCUUCCGGUCACUCUCCCGGAAGCGACGGGUUCGUGGGCAUGCUUUAUGGCGUCCUCAACCCCGUCAUCUACAGCCUGAGGAACGAGGAGGUCAAGGGGCCCUCCGGAAGUUACUGA